Molecule: messenger RNA, 726 nt
Organism: Phytophthora sojae
Lineage: Eukaryota; Oomycota; Peronosporomycetes; Peronosporales; Peronosporaceae
Exons: 1
Coding region: 1-726 (241 amino acids)
Source: RefSeq, a predicted model, not a curated record
AUGCUUUCGAGCCCCAUCCGGCUCUUCCUCCCGCUGGCGGUAGUCGCCACCGUAUUGCUCGGUGUCUCGGCCGAGCCCGAGUGGUGGCUCGUGCCGCCGAUCGACUGCCAAGUCGGGCCCUGGGGCGACUUCAGCGGCUGCUCCGCCGCCUACUCCACGGUCAAGACCCGGCGCCGCAACGUCGUGGUCUGGCCGCUGUUCGGCGGGGCGCCGUGCCCUGCACUGGAGGAGUCGCAGCCCUGCGUGCGCGUCGACUGCCAGGUCGGACCCUGGAGCGCCUACACGUGCAACCCUUUCACGGGCUGGAAGACGCGCUCGCGGGUGGUCACGGUCCGGCCGCAGGACGGAGGCGCCGCCUGCCCCGCGCUCUCCCAGAGCGUACCGUGCGACCCCAUCAACUGCGUCGUGAGUGACUGGACGCCGUGGAGCACGUGCCUGCUCAAGGUCAAGUCCCGGGCGAGAACAGUGCAGACGUUCCCGCUGUACGGCGGCUUGGCGUGUCCGUCGCUGGUGGAAGUUCAGGCUUGCGUCCCCGUGGACUGCGCGGUGGGGGCCUGGAGUGCGUUCAAGAUCCUGGGCACGAUCAAGACUCGCUCCCGUGAAGACACGUGCCAGCCAGACAGCGGGUUGCCGUGUCCUCCGCUCGUCGAGCAGGUUCCGUGCAAUCCGGUGGACUGCAGCCCGGUAUCGCGGGUAUCCAGAGUUGCCAGCGACUCCUGCAUCUGA